ACACACACAGAGUCAACUAAUGGACUGGCUUGCCCCUCCCUCCAUCUCUGACUGGGAGGCAGGGAGAGGAGGCAACAGCCCACCGGUCCCCUGGGCCCUUCCUCACUCCUACUGCUGCUGCUACCAUCACUGCUGCUGCUGCUGCUGCGGCUCAAUACCUCAGUGCCUGCCUGGGAUCAGGACCCCCCGCCUGCUGCCUGCUAAGAGAGAGGAACGACCACCAGCACUGCUGCUACCGCUGUUGUUCUUGUGUUGUUGUUGCGGGGAGGCCAGCCUCCACUGAGGACCACCUGAUCAGAGAUCAGUCCCACCUGAGGCACCCCCGUGGGGUUAUGGCUGCGCGGGCUGAGCGAGCGUUGGCCCUGGCUCCGGCGCUGGUGGCGGUGCUGCUGGUGUGCCAGGCCGCGUUGGCCCUGGGCGCAUGCCCGCCGGGCUGCCACUGCUUCUUCGCCAUGCUGCAGUGCCCGGACGGGAGGGCCGGCAUCAGCAGCAUCCCGGCCCUGGCGUCGCAGGAGAGCGAGAAUAUCACGGACAUACACAUUGAAAAAGAGCCUGAUCUGAAAAAUAUUACGAAAAUAGAUCUUGCCAACUACAGGGAGCUGAAGAAUCUGACGGUGACAUCUUGCGGGUUGGAAUACAUCUCUGCUAAUGCUUUCCAGCACAACCUCAAGCUUCAGUAUGUGAACCUGGCCUUUAAUGAGCUCAGGCAUGUCAGCUGGAAGGUCUUCCACUAUCUUCCCCUUGUGAAUCUGGUUUUGAGUUACAACCCACUGGAUUGCUCCUGUGACCAUCACUGGCUCCAGCAGUGGCAACUGGGUGGACGAGGUGACCUUGACGGUCAGCCCCCGACCUGCGUGUCCAAUGGGACUGUUAUUCCACUGGACGCCCUGGUCAUAGAGAACUGCAGUAUUCCCGAAGUCACCAUAAAAUCCACCACGACAAAAGUCCAGGAGGGAGGGAACCUGACGUUUGUGUGCGAGGUGACGGGUGUGCCUACGCCCUCUGUCAAGUGGAACACAGACCACCUCCGCUCAUCCUACACCGAGGAGAGGAGACUGUGGGGCUUCACUCAAGAGCGGGUGCUGUACCUGGUGAACGUGUCUUCAGCAGACAACCUCCACAACCUGACCUGCGGGGCGGAGAACAGGGCAGGGCCGGGCGUGGCGAUGGUGCCCCUGGACAUCGAAUUCCCAGUGAAAAUCUUGUUUCUGAGGGACCCCGAGCAGCAGCACAAUUGGUGCAUCCCAUUCGCACUGGACGGUAACCCUGCGCCAAGCAUCCGCUGGCUGUACAACGGCAGCGCCCUGACGGAGGGCCUCUACACGUACACGCAGCUCAUCCCCGACUCAGAGGACGGCUCCAUCGUGCACGGCUGCCUCUUCCUCAACAAGCCCACCCACCUCAACAAUGGCUACUACACGCUGAUCGUGAACAACACCCUGGGCACGGACAGCGAGACAGCCUUGGGGAAGUUCAUGGAUAACCCCUUUGAUCCCUUUGAUCCGGAGGGUAUCAUCCCUGUCCUAAGUGAAGACCCAACUCCCACCAACCAAUCACCAGAGGAUGUUACUGAGAACUUGGAGAGCAGGGUUUUUGGGCAGGUAUCUGUGGCGGUCGGGCUGGCUGUAUUCACCUGCACCUUCCUCCUAAUCAUGGUGCUGGUCAUUAACAAGUGCGGCCAACAUUCCAAGUUUGGCAUACACCGUUCAUCGGUUCUGGGCGCGGAGGAUGACCUUGCGGUGUCUCUGCGUUUUAUGAAUUUUGGCGCCAGCCCCCCUUCUUCAGACGAGGGAAUGCUGGAUCCUGGCCUGUCGAGCUUUGUAGAAAACCCUCAGUAUUUCUGCGGAAUUAUCAAGGACAAAGACAUGUGUGUUCAGCACAUAAAACGGCGGGACAUCGUGCUGAAAUGGGAACUGGGUGAGGGGGCUUUUGGCAAAGUCUACUUGGCAGAAUGCGCCAACCUCAGUCCUGACACUGACAAGAUGCUGGUAGCCAUCAAGACUUUGAAGGAUGCCAACGAGUCAACACGACAGGACUUCCAACGCGAGGCGGAACUUUUGACGGUGCUCCAGCACGAGCACAUAGUGCGCUUCUACGGCGUGUGCACCGACGGCGAGCCCCUGGCCAUGGUCUUUGAGUACAUGAGACACGGCGACCUCAACCGCUUCCUCAGGGCUCAUGGCCCCGACGCUCGAAUCCUGGAUGAUCAUGGAAAGAUGCCCGCACUGGGCCAACUGACCGUGCCCCAGAUGCUCCAGAUCGCGGCCCAGAUCGCCUCGGGCAUGGUCUACCUGGCAUCCUUGCACUUCGUCCACAGGGAUCUGGCCACCCGGAACUGCCUGGUGGGCGAGGGGCUGGUGGUGAAGAUCGGGGACUUUGGGAUGUCACGGGACAUUUACAGCACGGACUACUACAGGGUAAAUGUUGGUGGCCGAACCAUGCUACCCAUUCGCUGGAUGCCUCCGGAGAGCAUCAUGUACAGGAAGUUCACGACGGAGAGUGACAUCUGGAGCUUCGGCGUGGUCCUCUGGGAAAUCUUCACCUAUGGAAAACAGCCAUGGUAUCAGCUCUCCAACAGCGAGGCGAUCGAGUGCAUCACGCAGGGCCGGGAGCUGGAGAGGCCGCGCACAUGUCCGAAGGAGGUGGACCAACUGAUGCAGGGCUGCUGGCAGCGAGAGCCCCAGCAGCGGCUGGUCAUCAAGGACAUCUACAGCCGCCUGGUGGGCCUGGUCAAAAACCCCCCAGUCUACCUGGACAUCCUGGAGUAGCACCGCGCUCGAUUGUUAGGAAACGGGAUGGUGAGGGGGGGGGGGGCAGGG
Molecule: messenger RNA, 2819 nt
Organism: Clupea harengus (Atlantic herring)
Lineage: Eukaryota; Metazoa; Chordata; Actinopteri; Clupeiformes; Clupeidae
Gene: ntrk1
Product: neurotrophic tyrosine kinase, receptor, type 1
Biological process (GO): cell surface receptor protein tyrosine kinase signaling pathway; cellular response to nerve growth factor stimulus; positive regulation of kinase activity
Cellular component (GO): axon; plasma membrane; signaling receptor complex
Molecular function (GO): ATP binding; neurotrophin receptor activity; transmembrane receptor protein tyrosine kinase activity
Source: RefSeq, a predicted model, not a curated record